AUGCUAAGUUCCUUAAAUAAAUUAGUGCAUAGAUUUUCUAGUUCAAAUAAAUAAAUUUCCAUUACUACUCCUAUCUUUUAUGUGAAUUCUCAACCUCACAUAGGGCAUCUAUAUACUCUCAUUCUAUCUGAUGCUUAUCAUAAAUGGAAACUUAUAGACAAUUAUGAAUCUUAUUUCUAAACAGGUACUGAUGAACAUGGCUAAAAAAUACAAAACUCUGCAAAGUAGGCAUAAAAAGAUCCAUAAUAAUUUGUUGAUUAAGUCAGUUAAAAAUUUGUUGAUUUGGCUUCUUAGUAUAGCAUUAGCUAUGAUAAAUUCAAUAGAACAUCAGAUGUAUCACACAAAGAGGGAGUUUAACAUUUUUGGAAUGUGCUAGAAAAAAAGGGAUUCAUUGAUAUGAAGAAAUACGAAGGGUGGUAUCAUACAUCAGAUGAAACUUUUGUAGGUGAAAAAGAUUUAGUCAAAGACUCCUCUGGAAAGUUUGUAACACAAUCUGGAUAACCUGUUGAUUGGGUUAGUGAGGAAACUCAUAUUUUUGUAUUGGAUAAAAUAAGAGAAGCCGUUAUAAAGUAUUUAGAAAAUGAAAAGCCUGUAUACCCUGAACACUACAAUAAUAGUAUGAUUAAAUAACUAGAAGAAUUGAAGGAUAUUUCUAUUAGUAGACCUAAAUCUAGAUUAACAUGGGGUAUAACAGUACCUUCAAAUGAGAAAUACACAAUUUAUGUUUGGUUGGAUGCUUUGACUAACUAUUUAACAGGUUUGGGAUAUCCAAACAAUAAUAUAAAUAAAAUUCAUUUAUCCAAUAAUUUUUUCCAUAUAAUGGGCAAAGAUAUUUUGAAGUUUCAUUCAAUAUUUUGGCCAGCAUUUUUACUAGCUGCUGGGUACUCAACACCUUAAAAAAUUUUGAUCCAUCAUCACUGGAUCAAAGACAAUCAAAAAAUGAGCAAAAGCCUUGGAAAUGUAGUUGAUCCAGUUGAAUUAGGAAAUAAGUAUGGUAUCGACAGUGUAAGACUUUACUUUUUGUCAGAAGGUCCACAAGAUUUCGAUGCAAAUUUUGAUGAAGUAGAUUUGACUAAAACAUACAAUUUAUUUAUUGAAGGAUUCAUUAACUUGAUGUCAAGAGUUUUCAAUAAGAAAAUUAUCAAAGAUGGUAAGAUUACUGAAAUAUCUUGGGUGCUUAACGAAUAAGAUCUCGAAUAUAUCAGCAAAUUCACAACUAUCAGUAAUAAAAUUUAAGAACAUCUAGACAAGUGUGAUUUUAGAAGAGGUUAUUUUGCUAUGUCAGAGCUUUGGGGAAUGACAAAUAAACUUAUGACAGAUCAUGCUCCCUGGUAAAAGGAUAUUUCAGAAGUAGAAAAACAAAAAUCUUCAUAUCUAAUAUUAGAAAGUGUCAGAGUUCUUUCUAUCUUCCUUUAUCCAUUUAUACCUUAAUAUAUUUAGAACGUCUAUUAAUUAAUGAACAUUAAAAAUGAUCGUAUAAAUACUAAUUACUUACAAUUUAGAAUUGUAGAUAAGAACAAUCUACCUAAGUAAUCUUUUGGCUUUGAAGAGUUGUCCUCUGAAUUUUUGAAAGUAGAUAUUGAUAAUAAGAAGCUUAUUUUUAAGCAAAAGUUUGACUUACAAAAAAAGAUUUGA
Molecule: messenger RNA, 1635 nt
Organism: Tetrahymena thermophila SB210
Lineage: Eukaryota; Ciliophora; Oligohymenophorea; Hymenostomatida; Tetrahymenidae
Product: methionyl-tRNA synthetase protein
Exons: 9
Biological process (GO): methionyl-tRNA aminoacylation
Molecular function (GO): ATP binding; methionine-tRNA ligase activity
Source: RefSeq, a predicted model, not a curated record